ACAUAAAAAUCUUCACUGGAUUCCAUUAAUCACAGUCACCCUCCUUUCUUCUAAAACAGCUCAACAAUUUUCUUUAUAAAAUCGAAAAUAUUACAUGCGGCAAGCAACUUGCAGUGAAGAAUUAACGGAGAUUAGUCAACUUUAUUGUCUUUGGCUUUGUUCUGGAAGGAUUCUCCGAGACUAAAAUAUUCAACACAUAUAUGAAUAUGACUAUGUGUGCAUAUUGAACACGCAACUAGUGUGCGUUUAUUUUCACACCCUCCAAGUGUUUGUUUUAAUUCCCCUGUGAAUUUUUUCAAAGUUUGAUCACCUGUUCUUCAGAAGCAAACCCAUCCUUUAUCUAUCUGUUAUUUAGCCUGCGAAGCAGCAAAAAGCACGUGAUUUGAGCCGCUGAUUUGACUCAGAACGAACGAAGCGAUCAAGAACGCCGGCGAUUUGGUACAAAAUGGGUUCCUGUUUCAGUGUUCGAUUGAAAAUCGAAAGCUCUCGGCAUGAUGGUAAAGUAACAUCUGCCUCAGUUCCCCCAAGCCCAAGAAGCCCAAGAAGCCAAGAUGAGAUUUUGCAAUCAGGAGAUUUAAAAUCUUUCAGUUUUAAUGUUCUUAAAACAGCUACAAGAAAUUUUAGACCCGAUAGUGUAUUGGGUGAAGGUGGAUUUGGUUCAGUUUUCAAAGGGUGGAUCGAUGAAAACUCACUUACAGCUGCAAAACCAGGUACAGGAACAGUGAUUGCAGUCAAAAGGUUAAAUCAUGAAGGCAUUCAAGGUCACCAAGAAUGGUUGGCAGAAAUCAAUUAUUUAGGGCAGCUUAAUCAUCAAAAUCUUGUGAAAUUAAUCGGUCAUUGUUUGGAAGAUGAUCAUAGAAUGUUAGUGUAUGAGUUCAUGCCACGUGGCAGCUUGGAAAAUCAUCUUUUCAGGAGAAGUUCUUAUUUUCAGCCUCUUUCAUGGAACCUUAGAAUUAAAGUUGCUUUAGGUGCUGCCAAGGGACUUGCAUACUUACAUAGUCCUGAAGCAAAAGUGAUAUAUCGUGAUUUCAAGUCCUCCAAUAUAUUAAUCGACUCAAAUUACAAUGCAAAACUUUCGGAUUUUGGGUUGGCAAAAGAUGGACCCAUUGAUGGUAAAAGCCAUGUGUCUACACGGGUUAUGGGUACCCAAGGCUAUGCAGCUCCUGAAUACAUGGCCACAGGUCAUUUGACUGCAAGAAGCGAUAUAUACAGUUUCGGGGUGGUACUCCUUGAGCUUUUGACAGGUAGGCGAUGCAUUGACAAAAACCGUCCACCUGGCGAGCAGAUAUUGGUUGUAUUUGCUAAGCCAUUUUUAACUAGCAAACGAAAGAUUCUUCACAUCAUGGACCCACGUAUCGAAGGGCAAUACGCGUCUUCAGUUGCCACGCGGGCUGCCAUGCUGGCAAUGAAGUGUCUGAUGAAAGAACCCAAACACAGGCCAACUGCUGAUGAGUUGGUUAAAGCAUUGGAACAGAUUCAGGAGUUGCAGAAAUCAUUGGAGAAUGUUGGAAUGGAAUCAGUGAGAAAAGAGAAUGGGAAUGGGAAUGGGAAUGGGAAUGAGAAGAAAGUUGUUUCUUAUCCGAGGCCUGUGGGGUCCACUAGUGUUUAAAAAGAUGGUUAAGUUUAUUUUAUUCAGUUAGGGCUGAAUAAGUUGUAUUAGAGUUGGGAAAGAAAAACAGGGGCCUAAUGGUGAGGGAUAUUUUGGUGUACAGUUUUCGAGUUUUGAUGCAUAUAUACUUUCGAAUUUGGGCGAUUCGUGGUUUAUGUGUAUGUUGUGGUGAGUGUGAUUCUCAUUAAGAAAGAAAUUUGAUGUGCUUAAAUUGAUACAAA
Molecule: messenger RNA, 1830 nt
Organism: Lactuca sativa (garden lettuce)
Lineage: Eukaryota; Viridiplantae; Streptophyta; Magnoliopsida; Asterales; Asteraceae
Product: putative serine/threonine-protein kinase PBL9
Biological process (GO): protein phosphorylation
Molecular function (GO): protein kinase activity; ATP binding
Source: RefSeq, a predicted model, not a curated record